Molecule: messenger RNA, 1402 nt
Organism: Nematolebias whitei (Rio pearlfish)
Lineage: Eukaryota; Metazoa; Chordata; Actinopteri; Cyprinodontiformes; Rivulidae
Product: regulator of microtubule dynamics protein 2
Exons: 11
Coding region: 60-1286 (408 amino acids)
Cellular component (GO): cytoplasm; spindle microtubule; mitotic spindle pole
Molecular function (GO): microtubule binding
Source: RefSeq, a predicted model, not a curated record
GAGCCGUGAACGUCACGGUCACCGAGCUGUCUGCUGUGUUUACCUGGACGGUCUGCAGGAUGGCUCAGACGGACAGUAAGGUUCUGGUUCUGGGAGUACUGGCUGGAGUGGCCGGCAUCGGUCUGGCUGUAGUUUGUUACAGGGGUUUAAACUCGAAGCGAAGGGGCUCCUGGCCGGGCCUAAGCCAUACCUGCACUUAUGGACAUGGGUCUGGUAUGAUGUUGGUGGAUGGUCCAGGUCUUCCGGGCGGGCAGGCUGAGGUUCUGCAGCGACUCGAGGCCCUGAUCCAGUGUGUGUCUGAGCUGAAGGAAGAGAUGAAGGCGUUAAAGACCGCGCUGCCAGCGCUGAAGGACCACGUCAGGGAGGAGUUAAAGGGCCACAACACUGCACAUGGAGCCGGUCCUCUGCACAGAGCCAGAAGGAAAAGGACUGUGGGGGCCACGUCCAGGGCAGAGGGACUGAGCUCUGAGGACGCAGAGAGCGAGGGAGGGUACAUAACGGCCCUAACCGACUCUGAGGAUGAGGAGGACGAUGAAGAGCUGAGUGAAGCAGAGCAGAGGUGGGAAGAACAAGAGGAAGACGAGUUGUCCGUCCUUCUUGAACGAAUCGACCGUUUACAUCAGGGCAGCGAGUCUGACAAAAGAGAAAGCCUCGACAUCCUUUUAGAGCAAAAAGACGAGUUUGGACAGAACUCUGCGUUUCUUUGGCGUCUGACACGAGCUUACUGCGACGUCCACGACGUCUGCUUCUCGCUGGAGGAGAAGAAAAGUCACGCAGAAAAAGGGAAACAAGUUGGUGAAGAAGCGAUUUGCUUGAAUCCAAAAUGUGCUGAAAGUCACCAGUGGUAUGCCAUUAUGUGUGGAAUUAUGGCAGAUUAUGACACGAUACAAAACAAGAUAAAGAACGGGUACAUCUUUAAGGAUCAUCUGGAUAAAGCCAUCGAGCUGAAGCCGCAGGACCCCCUGUCCUACUACCUGCUGGGCCGCUGGUGCUACGCUGUUGCUCAGUUGUCGUGGAUUGAGAGAAAAGUUGCUGCAACUCUGUUUGGAGAACCUCCAAGUGCCACCAUUGAAGAUGCUCUGAAGAAUUUCCUCAAAGUUGAAGAGCUUCAUCCUGCUUACUCUAAACUCAACUAUGUGUUUCUGGCCAAGUGCUAUAAAUAUCUGGGGCAGAUGGAAAAGGCCAGGAGGAUGUGUGAAGCAGCUGGUUCUAUGAAGAACGUCUCCAAAGAGGAUGAAGAAGCACAAAAGGAGCUGGACGUUCUGCUGCCGGCGCUCGGAGUGUGAGAACGCUGGAGGACUCGUUCAGACUUCAGUUUUAAGAGCCAUGUUUUUCUGCAUCAAUGAUGUUGUUAAUCCACUCUGUGAGUGCAGCCGCACGUUGUGGCGUUGAAAUCAUCAUG